Messenger RNA from Acanthochromis polyacanthus (spiny chromis), 3096 nucleotides. Its product is annotated as protein NLRC3-like. The transcript is spliced from 9 exons. NCBI's taxonomy places the organism in Eukaryota, Metazoa, Chordata, Actinopteri, Pomacentridae. Bases 691 to 3096 code for a protein of 801 amino acids. The record is from RefSeq and is a predicted model, not a curated record.
AGUAGCUACACGUGUGACGUUUCUAAAAAUCAAACAGUUUGGCAAUCGGUUCAAAAUUCGGCGAAUAAUUCCACUUUUAGAUUCAGCAGUACCUCUCUCCUCCAUAGACUUCUAUGCACCGCUGCCUCGGCUGGCCCCGGUCCAAGAUGGCGGCGCUGUAAGCACGUCUCUCGACAGCCUAUGAUGCGUCUACCUAUAUAUGUCUAUGCUCGGGAGGGCCUCCACGGUAGCGCCCACCGCCGGAUAUCAACAUGUCAGUUGUACUCAAGGUAAUCACCUUCGGGUAUCAGGAUUUCUAUCAAGACGGUAAACGACGAACAGCAGUUUGCAAGACGUGCAACGUGAAAAUCACAGACAGUCAGACGACAACGUCAGAUUUCGUCCGACAUUUGAAGACCCAUUCAGCCCAGUGUUUCAGAGUGACGACGACCUGCAGACACAGAGGACCGGUGACGGAGAAGCAGCCCAGGAUUUUUUGUGUUUCUGCUCAAACCCAGACAGCAGAGAUCUGUACUGGUGGGAAGAAGCUGAGUGGAGUCCUGACUGGUUCCAGGAAACAGAUCACCUGUCUGAGCGUCCAGGAGUUGACUGGAAACUUUCUUCUUCUUCUUCUUCUUCUUCUUUUUCUUCAGUGCUUUGGAUAAAGUGUGAAGGUUGAAAGUGUGUGUGAGCUGCUGUGAGUUGAGCAUCAUGGAUGAGUGUGAGGACAGAGAGGAGGGAGUCCCUCCCUCUAAAAGCUCUCUGUGUGGGGAACAGGAGAACCAGAGCAAAGCUCAGAGGAAUCCACCUGGACCUGGACCUGGAUCCAUCUGUGUCUCCUUUAAGAGUGACCAGUCUAAGCGUCGCCUCAUUAACUUUAAAGAUCAUCAAGUUCCUGCUGCAGAGGGCAUCCAUCAGAGUCCAGAGUCCUCUGGACCUGAACCUUCAUCCAGCUGUGUGUCCUUCAAGAGCAACAAGUCUAAGGAUGAUCCUAUCUAUUUUAAAUUAGAACCAAGUCCUGCUGCAGAGGGAGUGGAGCAGCAGAACUCAGAGGUUCCCAGAGCUCAGUCUGUCCAGCAGCAUCACCUGGACUCCAUAUUCAUGCUGCUGGAGUACAACAUGGUGACUUUUGUGAAAAAGGAACUGAAGAAGAUGCAGAAGGUUGUGAAUCCAGAUUACCCAGAAUGCUCAGAGAGUCAGAGGGAGGAUGAGGAGGAGUUGGAGGGUGAUGAUGAAGAGCAGAGGAGCAGCAGAGAGAUGUUUCAGCAGAUCACAGUGUUGUUCCUGAGGAGGAUGAAGCAGGAGAAGCUGGCUGACUGUCUGCAGAGCAAACUUCCUGCUGGAGUUUGUGGACAUGAACUUAAAUGUGGACUGAAGAAGAAGUUCCAGAGAGUGUUUGAGGGCAUCACUAAAGCAGGACAGCCGACCCUCCUGAAUGAGAUCUACACAGAGCUGUACAUCACAGAGGGAGGGACUGCAGAGGUCAAUGAUGAACAUGAGGUCAGACAGAUUGAAGCAGCAUUCAGGAAAGCAGACAUAGCAGAAACAAGCAUCAGAGCAGAAGACAUCUUUAAAGGCUCACCUGGAAGAGAUGGACCAAUCAGAACAGUGAUGACACUGGGAGUGGCUGGCAUCGGGAAAACAGUGUUAACACAGAAGUUGACUCUGGACUGGGCUGAAGACAAAAGCAACCAGGACAUCCACUUCAUGUUUCCACUGACUUUCAGAGAGCUGAAUGUGCUGAAAGAGAGAAAGUUCAGCUUGGUGGAACUUGUUCAUCACUUCUUCGGUGAAACCAAAGCAGCAGGAAUCUGCAGGUUUGAAGACUUCCAGGUUGUGUUGAUCUUUGAUGGGUUGGAUGAGUGUCGCCUUCCUCUGGACUUCAAGAAAAAUCAGGUCCUGACUGAUGUUAGAGAGUCCACCUCAAUGGAUGUGCUGCUGACAAACCUGAUCAGGGGGAAGCUGCUUCCCUCUGCUCGCCUCUGGAUAACCACACGACCUGCAGCAGCCAAUCAGAUCCCUUCUGACUGUGUGGACAUGGUGACGGAGGUCAGAGGCUUCACCGACCCACAGAAGGAGGAGUACAUCUGGAAGAGAUUCAGAGAUAAGAAGCAGGCCAGCAGCAUCAUCUCCCACAUGAAGAAGUCACGAAGCCUCCACAUCAUGUGCCACAUCCCAGUGUUCUGCUGGAUCACUGCUACAGUUCUGGAGGAGCUGCUGAGAACCAGAGAGGGAGGAGAUCUGCCCAGAACCCUGACUGAGAUGUUCAUCCACCAUCUGGUGGUUCAGGCCAAAGUCAAGAAGGUCAAGUAUGAUGGAGGAGCUGAGACAGAGCCACACUGGAGUCCAGAGAGCAGGAGGAUGGUUGAGUCUCUGGGAAAACUGGCUUUUAAUCAGCUGCAGAGAGGAAACCUGAUCUUCUAUGAGUCCGACCUGACAGAGUGUGGCAUCGAUCUGGAAGCAGCCUCAGUGUACUCAGGAGUGUUCACACAGAUCUUUAAAGAGGAGAGAGGACUGUACCAGGACAAGGUGUUCUGCUUCAUCCAUCUGAGCAUUCAGGAGUUUCUGGCUGCUCUUCAUGUCCAUCAGACCUUCAUCAACUCUGGAAUCAACCUGCUCGAAAAAGAACAAACUGCCUCUAACACACCUGAUCCAACAGGUUUCUACCAGAGAGCUGUGGAUGAGGCCUUACAGAGUCCAAACGGACACCUGGACUUGUUCCUGCGCUUCCUCCUGGGUCUUUCACUGCCGACCAAUCAGAAUCUCCUACGAGGCCUGCUAACACAGACAAGAAGUAGCUCACAGACCAAUGAGAAAACAGUGAAGUACAUCAAGGAGAGGAUCAGUGAGAAUGUGUCUGUAGAGAGAAGCAUAAAUCUGUUCCACUGUCUGAAUGAACUGAAGGAUGUUUCUCUAGUGGAGGAGAUCCAACAGUCCCUGAGAUCAGGACGUCUGUCCACAGAUGAACUGUCUCCUGCUCAGUGGUCAGCUCUGGUCUUCAUCUUACUGUCAUCAGGAGAAGAUCUGGACGUGUUUGACCUGAAGAAAUACUCUGCUUCAGAGGAGGCUCUUCUGAGGCUGCUGCCAGUGGUCAAAGCCUCCAAGAAAGUUGUGUAA